AUGUUCAAGAAGAAGCCCACGAUCAAAAAUCUUUCUCCCCUGCGGUCGUCCGACCGUCGAAAGAUUGCCGAUCAGAUUAUCAGCGAUUACAAGAUCGAGGUCCCACAAAGUGCACCGGUCGAAUCCAGCGGCGACGACUCAGCUCCAGGCGCAUCCAACCCAACGGCGCCAAACCUUACCUCCAUUCGAAAUGCUCUACUCCCCGAGAACUGUUUGACCGCACGCUUUACUACGACCGCCGGACCUCAGCUCCGCGAAGUACAAGGAACGGUGUAUGUUGGAACACAUCCCGGGGCCGAUGAACGGGUUCUGUGGUUCAGAGUCGACCACGGCCCCGGCGCCGAUGGACGCCUCUACCCUACGGUAUAUACACUUUGGCACAACCCAGAUCUGGUGCCACUGCUUCAUACCCCGCAAAUGGUCAUGCAGAAACUGCACGGAGGAGCCGACCUGAUGACGCCGGGUCUGGCCAAUGACCCGCCUUUCGACGAGCGUGCCGUUAAGGGCGCAGUGGUAGCUGUUGCAAGCCUUAAUAGGCAUACGGUACCGCUGUUUGUGGGUGUGUGCGAGAUCGACAUCUCUGCCCUUGGUGAGGUCCAGGGUACGAAGGGACAUGCCGUUCGAGGUCUGCACUGGGAGGGUGAUGAGUUGUGGGCAUGGAGCUCGUCUUCCAAGCCGGGUCAGCCCGCUCCAGAGUAUCUGGAAGGUUGGGAUGAUGAACUGGAAGAGGACGAAGAUGUGGGGGAGAUUGAAGAGGGCGUGCAGGGCCUAGCAGUAGGUGGUGAAGAGGCCACUCAAGGAGCUGGAGGCGAAGAAGUAUCAGAUGAAGCGCCUGAUGUCCCGCAGGAGGAGGUUCUUGAGGUUGAAGAGAAGGAGCCCACAACCAAAGAAAUUGAUGAGGCUUUCGAAAAGGCCUUCCUCUACUCCCUCUACAAACUCAAGCAAGAUAACCCAUCCGCUACCAACCACGGUCUAUCUCUACCCGUCCAACCAUCUGCUCUGAUAUCGAACAUGAUCACACCCCACCUGCCCAUAUACACCGCAAAACAAGCCCAAUUCUACCAAAUCAAGAAGACCAGUUGGAAGAACGUGAAAAAGUUCAUCAAAUACCUGGACAAGCAGCGUUUGGUCAAGUCCAAAGACCGCAACGGCCAAGAGACCGUCAUCCUCGAUGUGGACUUCAAUGACCGUCGCGUUGUAGAAUUCGUCCCUUACAGACUCCCAUCCAAGAACGCCAUCGAGAACGCAGGAAAACCUGCCACUUCAGCAAACAACGUCAAGUCCGCAUCUACAGACAGCGGCGACCCCUCAGUCGGCCAAACCCUGACGGUGCAGACUCUAUAUCGCCCAACCAACAAACUCACUCCAACCAUCUUCCCCGCUCUAUCCAGCACCCACCCCAGCAACUACUACAAAUAUACCGACAUCUCCACCCACCUCGACCAAUACAUUCAAUCUCAGAAUCCCCCGCUCGUCGACCCCAAAAACAAACGCAUCAUUACCCUCAACCCCUACCUCGCCAACACCAUCUUCACCUCCUCCUCCGCCGAUGACAAGAGCACUCUCGCCCGCGGCAAAACCACCCGUGACGGCCUCCUCAAGCGCCUCAUCGACGACCACUCCCUUAUGACAGCCCACUACGUCAUCCUGCGACCCGGCCAGACCCUCUCCGAGGUGAAGCCCAAAGCAGGCGCCGCCCCCAAGGUCAAUGUGAUCCUUGAACGCCGGACCGGUUCCAAGACCGUCACUAAGGUCUGGAACCUCGAAGUGUUCGGCAUCAUCCCUAGUCUCUUGGCCGAAGAACUGCAGAAGAAAUGCGCUAGCAGCACCAGUGUAACGCAGGCUACUGGCGCGCCCAAGGGCGUCAUGGAGGUGCUUGUCCAGGGAGACCAGCGGCGCGCGUUGGAGACGGCGUUGGUGAGACGUGGAUUGAGGACGCAGUGGAUUGAUGUUGUGGAUAAGACGAAGAAGAAGAAAUGA
Molecule: messenger RNA, 1980 nt
Organism: Aspergillus tubingensis
Lineage: Eukaryota; Fungi; Ascomycota; Eurotiomycetes; Eurotiales; Aspergillaceae
Product: putative RNA binding protein Ligatin/Tma64
Exons: 3
Coding region: 1-1980 (659 amino acids)
Biological process (GO): formation of translation preinitiation complex; translational initiation
Molecular function (GO): translation initiation factor activity
Source: RefSeq, a predicted model, not a curated record